GUUUAAGAUUAGCUGACGGGAAAGAUGAAGUAUUGUGUCAUGAAACUGUGCAGGGUGCUCUGCCUCAUGUUGACCUCGCCUCUCCGGCUGAUGGAGCUCACGGGCCUGUACGGAGUGUACAGACGGCUGUUUCCCUUUCUCGCCUACAAUGUCACAUUUUCAUACAAUGACAAAAUGCACAACACGAAGAGGGAGCUUUUCCGAAACGUGUGUAGGUUCGCAAACGCCGACGGCACGCUCCGCCUGCUGGAGAUCGGCUGUGGCAGCGGGGCAAACUUCAAGUUCUACCCCGACGGCUGCACCGUGAUCUGCACCGACCACAACCCGCACUUCCACCGGUACCUGCGGAGGAGCAUGGCCGCGAACACGCAUCUGACUUAUGGCGACUUCGUGGUGGUGUCCGGAGAGGACAUGAGGCAGGUGGAGGACGGGUCGGUGGACGUGGUUGUCUGCACCUUGGUUCUCUGCUCGGUCCGCAGCGUGCAGCGGGUGUUGCAGGAAGUCCGCCGCAUUGUCAGACCUGGUGGAGCGUUCUACUUUUUGGAACAUGUAGUCUCUGAGCCCUCCACAUGGACGUACUUCUUCCAGCAUGUCUUCGAGCCUCUGUGGUACUAUCUGGGGGAUGGAUGUAUGGUAACCAGAGCAACAUGGAAAGAUUUGGAGGCAGCUGGAUUCUCUGAAAUUCACUUACGACACAUUGAUGCACCAGAGGUCACUCCAAUCAUAAGACCACAUAUUAUGGGCUAUUGCAUUAAAUGACUGCAUGGGAGAAUAUGCACUUGAUUUUGCCUCUUGUAGGCUUCCGUUUACAUUUUCAUAUUCACUGAACAAUAAUCCACUAGCCACACUGCAUUUAUUGAGUGAAAAUAUAUUUAUUUACUUAUAGAAUCAGCAACGUCUCAUACACUGUUUGUUCUUCCCCACCCCUCCCAAGAUGUACAUAAUAAAUAUUACCUGGACACUGUGCUUUUUUUCCCUGAUUGUCUAAGUAACUGCCAAUAAACAACCAAACAAACCACA
Messenger RNA from Acanthopagrus latus (yellowfin seabream), 1020 nucleotides. RefSeq names its product methyltransferase-like protein 7A. The record is from RefSeq and is a predicted model, not a curated record. Bases 25 to 759 code for a protein of 244 amino acids. Gene Ontology annotation, molecular function: S-adenosylmethionine-dependent methyltransferase activity. Lineage: Eukaryota; Metazoa; Chordata; Actinopteri; Spariformes; Sparidae. The transcript is spliced from 2 exons.